AUGGCAAACCUGAAUCUGAUUGCAGAGCAUAUCACAAAUUUGUCCAAUACUUACUUUUUGCACCCUAACGAAAGUCCAUCCUUGGUUCUGGUAUCACCUCCAUUAUCAGGGCAAAAUUAUCACGCAUGGCGUCGAGCCAUGACUGUAGCGUUGAUAUCCAAGAAAAAUUUGAGUUUCGUUGAUGGCUCCAUUGAAGCACCUUUACCAAUAGAUUCGAUUUUUCCUCUAUGGCAGCGUUGUAAUACGAUGGAAGAUUUGUUCAAACUGCAGCAAGGUGAUAGGAGUGUAAGUGAAUACUUCACUCAAUUGAAGAUCCUUUGGGAUGAACUUGAGAACCUGAGGCCACUGCCAAGCUGUAGAUGCGAUAUUACUUGUACUUGUGGAGUUGUUACACUUCCAAGAACAUACAGAGAAAGUGAUUACGUGAUCAGAUUUUUAAGAGGCUUGAAUGAUCAAUAUGCACAGGUGAGAUCACAAAUUAUGUUAAUUGAUCCCCUUCCAAAUGUGAAUCUAGUUUUCUCCAUGGUAAGUCAGCAAGAAAGACAGUUACAAGGAGGAAAUGUUCAUGAAUCAUCUACAGCUACAACUAAUGCAUUUGCUAAUUCUGCUACUCAAGUUUUCCAUAGAGCAGACACUUAUGGACGAGGACGUGGUCGUAGCAAUAUCUUUGGAAGAGGACCAAAAUAUGGUGGUAAGCUCUGCACGCACUGUGGCCGGACAAACCACACUGUGGAAACCUUCUUUCAUAAGCAUGGUUUUUCACCAGGAUACAGAAGUAGAUUCAAUCAUAAUGCUCAUUAUAUUGAAGUCUCAGAUGAGGGCAUUAACCAAGAAAAUUCUCAACAAGCCACAAACAAUCCUCCAACCUUAUCACAUGACCAAUACCAACAAAUACUAAACCUCCUACAAACACAAACACAAGAUACCAAUAUCAAUGCACAUUCCUCAAACCUUGUCCAAGUUUCUGCCGCACAGGUAGAAGCAAACACAUCCAAUCUUAUGAACCAACCAAGUAAAUCUCAAAUCAAGUGGCUUCUUGAUACAGGAGCCACUGAUCAAAUAUCUCAUGAAUUAUCUGAAUUUUCAUUCCUACAAAAAAUCAAACCCAUUUCUGUUAUAUUACCAGAUGGCCACCAUGUGUUGGCAACACAUUCUGGAACAAUUCACCUUUCUCCUCAUUUAAUCCUUUCAAAUACAAAUCAGUCUCAGUCAGGUACAUCUUCGCUUCCUUCUUCCACCUUAUAUCCUUUAUCUCAAGUUUUAUCUUACUCAAAAUGUUCUCCCAUGUAUAAAAAUUUUUGCCUUAAUGUUUCUGCUAAUAUUGAGCCUCAAACUUAUACCCAAGCCAGUAAACAUCCUCAGUGGCUCCAAGCAACGAAAUCUGAACUAGCAGCACUUGAGCACAAUAAACUUGAAAGGUACAAGGCACGUUUGGUAGCAAAAGGACUCACUCAACUUGAAGGUGUUGACUAUUUCGACACAUUCUCACCUGUUGCCAAAGUUUCUACCAUUUGGGUCCUUCUCUCAGUGGCAGUAGCUAAAGGAUGGCAUCUUCAACAACUUGAUGUGAACAAUACCUUCCUUCAUGGUGAUCUCCAUGAGGAAGUGUACAUGGUUCCACCUCCUGGAUUUCUUUGCUCUCGACCAAAUUAG
This is a messenger RNA of Gastrolobium bilobum, 1653 nucleotides long. RefSeq lists its product as uncharacterized. NCBI's taxonomy places the organism in Eukaryota, Viridiplantae, Streptophyta, Magnoliopsida, Fabales, Fabaceae. The transcript is spliced from 4 exons. The record is from RefSeq and is a predicted model, not a curated record. The coding region runs from base 1 to 1653 and encodes 550 amino acids.